Photinus pyralis (common eastern firefly) is the source of this 2454-nucleotide messenger RNA. RefSeq names its product mannose-1-phosphate guanyltransferase beta (gene Gmppb). Gene Ontology annotation, molecular function: GTP binding; mannose-1-phosphate guanylyltransferase (GTP) activity. NCBI's taxonomy places the organism in Eukaryota, Metazoa, Arthropoda, Insecta, Coleoptera, Lampyridae. Gene Ontology annotation, biological process: GDP-mannose biosynthetic process; cell wall mannoprotein biosynthetic process. Bases 285 to 1364 code for a protein of 359 amino acids. Gene Ontology annotation, cellular component: cytoplasm. The transcript has 3 exons. The record is from RefSeq and is a predicted model, not a curated record.
UUUACUUGUCAUUUUAGUCUGUCAAAAAUUUUAAAAAAAUUUAAAUUUAAUGUUUUUACAAUUUUACGUGAUUUUUUAUUAAUGAUGGCGUAUUACUGAAAUAAUUAUAUUCAUAGUGGGCCUUUUAAGUCGUCCGUGUUUCAGUUAAAGUAAUUUGUGAAUGAUACAUGCGUUUUUUUUGUCCUAAUGAUCUUGUUACUCACCAUACUCAUUAUACAUGACGUGUAAUUGCCAACAAGACAUCCAUUCAUUAAUUUUCUUGUGACUGAGACACUUUUGCUGAAAUGAGAGCCUUAAUUCUGGUUGGAGGGUAUGGUACGAGGUUGAGACCUCUCACGUUGAGCAGGCCGAAACCGUUGGUGGAAUUCGCGAACAAAUCAAUACUUCUGCAUCAAAUUGAAGCGUUGGUUGAGGCAAAUGUUACGGAGGUAAUACUCGCAGUGUCCUACAGAGCUGAAGAGAUGGAAGAGGAAUUGUCUGUGGAGGCGAAAAAGUUAGGUGUUAAUAUUGUGUUCUCCCACGAAGUUGUACCAUUAGGGACAGCCGGUCCCAUAGCUUUGGCGAGAGAAAUACUGCAGAAAAGUGACGAUCCAUUUUUUGUGUUAAAUUCGGAUAUUAUUUGCGAAUUUCCCUUUAAGGAACUUGCCGAAUUUCACAAGAAAUGUAAGAGGGAGGGGACAAUAGUAGUCACGAAGGUUGAGGAACCCUCUAAGUAUGGUGUUGUUGUGUAUGACGAAAAUAACGUGAUCGAAAGUUUCGUCGAGAAACCCCAAGAAUUUAUAUCAAAUAAAAUUAACGCCGGACUUUAUAUUUUAAAUCCUAGUGUUUUAAAUAGAAUAAAACUGCAACCGAUGUCGAUCGAGAAGGAAGUCUUUCCAGGUAUGGCCGAAGACAAGCAAUUAAAUGCUUUCGAAUUGGAAGGGUUUUGGAUGGACGUCGGGCAACCUAAAGACUUUUUGACGGGUAUGUGUAUGUACUUGAAAUCGCUUCGUCAGAAAACACCAGAUGUGUUAUAUAGUGGUGUCGGUGUUGUUGGCAAUGUUCUGGUGGAUCCUACUGCUGUAAUAGGAGCAGGCUGCCAGAUUGGGCCUAAUGUAACAAUUGGACCUGGUGUUGUUAUCGAAGAUGGUGUUUGCAUUAAACGAUGUACUAUCCUACGUGAUGCCAUGAUUAAGUCACACUCGUGGUUGGAGAACUGUAUAAUCGGUUGGCGUUGCUCAAUUGGCAGAUGGGUUAGAAUGGAAGGUUCAACGGUCCUCGGUGAAGAUGUUAUCGUGAAAGAUGAACUAUAUAUAAAUGGUGGCCAAGUUCUUCCUCAUAAAAAUAUAGCGGCGUCUGUUCCGGAACCACAAAUUAUUAUGUGAUAUACUAUAAUGAAAUGGCCAAUUAUACUAAGUAUUUUGUCAGGCAUCUGUUGUAUGUCAGCUAAUCAAAUUUUAUCUAUAUUUUAUUUUUUUUUAAAUAUGACCUCCCAUUGUGAUAGUACGGAUCGAUGGUUGCAUUUAAAUCUACAUAAACAAUUUUUAUUCAAUAAAACGCAGUGCAACUUCAUUUAAGAUUAAAGUUUGUAAAUAUAGGUGGACAAAUGGUCUAAUUGCAAGCACAGUUUGUACCUCCUAACCGGAUGUGCAAUGACACGCAGUUAUACCCCUCAAAGAAUGAUAGAAAAUUAAGUAAAUUCAACUUACUUAUCAAACAUUUUUCUAUUAUGUCAUUGUAAAAAUCAGAUCAGGUUUAACAAAUGAUAGUCACUACCUACCUACUAUAGGAAUAUAAAGUUUAGUCCGCUCAAUUUGGACCAAUAUUCUAAAACUACUCAACCGAUUUGUAUAACCAAUGACAGCUAAUAAUAGUUAUAUGUUGCUUAGUUUUGCUUUUCUGCAAAUUACACAGAAAUGGAUGAUUGUUGUAUGGAUUAAAUUUAAAUCUUUAAAGUUAAUGGACUAUACUUUAUUAUUCCCAUAUUGUAAACUAAAAACAAUUUGUUUAAAUUGUAUUCAACUAGUCAAACAUACUUAAUAUUGUUAAAUAGAGAAAAAAACUACUUAACCAAUAUAAUAUAACUGUGGUGCUUUAUUGCAUGCAUAGGUAUUACAUGGUCUUGCAUUUUCAUUUGAAUGAUUUAUAUAUUGUUUAGUUGUAGACUGGGUGAUUAGUCAACUAGUCCCUUAUGACGAACCUUAUACCCUUCAGAAAAAAAUUGUCCAGCCGUGUCACUGCCCAAUAGCUGUUCUCCAAAUGAAUUAAUAGCAUUACUGAUACGUUUGUAUCAGCUAGGUCUUAAUAGUGUACCAAAUCAGGCAUGCAAAGUGAAGACUUAUUCCAAACAAGUUAUUUUACUAUUCCAUUUUUUAUUAAGUAAAACACCUCUCCUUUUUGUUUUUGGAAUCUUGUUUUUCAUUGGGAAUUGUAAAUGUAUUGAAUUUUGUUAAUAAAAGAGGAAUUAUAUUUUUA